GGGGUCCUUCAGGUAGGAGGUUCUGGGUGACUUUGGACGUCCGCUCAGCCGGGUUGCCGAAGCCGUUUGGUGUGUGUCCCGCUCUCGUUCUCCUGUCUCCGUGGAGGUAGUCCCCUGCCGCAAACAUGCUCCGUCAGAUCGUCGGGCAAGCCAAGAAACAUCCCAGCUUGAUUCCUCUCUUCGUAUUUAUUGGAGCAGGAGGUACUGGAGCAGCACUGUAUUUGAUGCGCCUGGCAUUGUUCAAUCCAGAUGUCAGCUGGGACAGGAAAAAUAACCCAGAGCCUUGGAACAAACUGGGUCCCAAUGAACAAUAUAAGUUCUACUCAGUGAAUGUGGACUACAGCAAACUGAAGAAAGAAGGCCCUGACUUCUAAACCAUGAAGCUCACCAUAAAGCUGCUUAUAAUGAAGGUCUUUCAGAAGCAUCCGCACAAUUUUCCACUUGACCAGGAAAUACUCCUCUGAAUGCAUGAAAUCAUGUUGAAUUUUUGGAGUUUAUUAAGCUGAUGAAUAAAUCUUUGAAACUUGAUAA
Alexandromys fortis (reed vole) is the source of this 531-nucleotide messenger RNA. It is a transcript of the gene Coxfa4, whose product is annotated as NDUFA4 mitochondrial complex associated. Lineage: Eukaryota; Metazoa; Chordata; Mammalia; Rodentia; Cricetidae. The record is from RefSeq and is a predicted model, not a curated record. The transcript is spliced from 4 exons. The coding region runs from base 126 to 374 and encodes 82 amino acids.